UUCUGCUCCUGCUGUGUACUUCGCAAUCGUAAUUGGUUUUAAUUAUUGUUUCAAAAUUUCUGUCUUGUCAUCGUACCCGUACGCCACUAACUAUUACGUCUAGAACAAACAUUACGGAUGGAACUUAUUAAGAAGGCCUAAGUUAAUUUUCUCGAGCGAACCCCUUAAGUUUAGGUUAAGAAACAAUCGUAAACAAUGGCUCCCAACUUGAGCAAGUAUGUUACUCCAAAAUCUGUAGCUGGCGCCGCAACUGUAUCAUUUAUUUUAUGGCUCAUAUCUCAGAAAAGAAAAUCAAAACCAACUAAACUUAGAAAACCGCAAGUUCCUGAUAUUCAGUAUCUUAUUGGAGAUAAAACUCCAACUCCGACCAAAAAAGCUCAAGUGGACGCAGUUUUCUUUGCUCAACUUAGGAAGAUCCUCUCAAUAUGCGUCCGAGGCGUGUUUACAGCGGAGACGGGCUUCUUGGUGCUCGUUGCGUUCUCUCUAAUGGCACGGUCCAUGUGUGACAUUUGGAUGAUACAGAACCACACUGCAGCUGAAAAUGCCAUUGUUACAAUGAACAAAAACUUAUUCAAGAAACACAUGACAGAAUUUUUCAUCGCAAUGCCAGUGAUUUCUCUGGUGAACAACGUUCUCAAGUGGGGAAUUGGAGAACUCAAGUUGCGUUUGAGAACGAGAUUGACACACCAUCUCUACGGCGAAUAUUUAAAGGGGUUCACAUAUUACAAAAUGGCCAACCUGGACACAAGAAUAGCCAACGCAGAUCAGCUGUUGACUACGGAUGUUGAGAAGUUCUGCGACAUGUUCGCUGACCUUUACUCCAACAUAUGUAAGCCAACACUGGACAUCGUCAUAUACGUGUGGCAGCUGACGGCUAGUUUAGGUGGAACAACGCCUAGUGUUAUGAUCGGUUAUCUGCUGGUGGCUGGUUCGUUCCUGACGUGGCUGCGUCGCCCUGCGGGUCGUAUGACUGUGACCGAGCAGAAACUGGAAGGAGAGUUCCGCUUUAUCAACUCCCGUCUAAUCGCCAACUCUGAGGAGAUUGCUUUUUACAAUGGUAACAACAGGGAAAAACUUACCGUACUGGCGGCAUUCCAGAAACUUACAAAUCAUCUCAGAAAAUUUUUGGAAUUCAAAGCACUGAUGGGAACUAUUGACAACAUUGUUGCCAAAUAUUUUGCAACCAUUAUUGGAUUUGUUGCUGUCAGUUUGCCCUUCUUGAGCACAAGUGGUUGGCUGGCGUCUAGCAGCAAAGACCAGAGGUUCAAGCAAUACUACUCGUCAGGCAGGAUGCUGGUGAAGUUAGCCGAGGCAAUUGGUCGUCUAGUGCUGGCAGGCAGAGAGAUGACCCAGCUGGCCGGCUUCACUGCGCGAGUCACGGAACUGAUGGGCGUGCUGAGCGACAUCAACGCUGGCCACUACCAGCGAACUAUGGUUGACAAUAAAUCCAAUGCCCUGGAGCCUGCAGUUUCACAACCAAAGCUUCCGCUGAUACCCGGCAAGGGCAGAAUCCUUUACCAAGAUAACAUCAUCAAGUUUGACAAAGUUCCGUUAGUAACUCCAAACGGAGACAUUUUGGUCGAGGAACUUUCUUUCCAAGUGAGAUCAGGAAUGAACGUGCUUGUUUGUGGCCCCAACGGAUGUGGAAAAUCCUCCCUAUUCAGAAUACUAGGAGAGCUUUGGCCACUGUUUGGAGGCACGGUCACUAAGCCUCCCAGAGGAAAGCUGUUCUACAUCCCCCAACGCCCGUACAUGACUCUUGGCACACUCAGAGACCAGGUUAUCUAUCCACACACUAGAGAAGAGAUGCUGCGUAGAGGCAAGACAGACGCUCAGUUGGAGGCACACCUGGACCGGGUACAGUUGGCGUACCUGCUGCAGCGAGACAAGGGAUGGGACACCAUCGCGGACUGGAUAGACGUCUUGUCGGGCGGAGAGAAACAGAGGAUUGCGAUGGCGCGGUUGUUCUACCACCAGCCACAGUUUGCCAUCCUAGACGAGUGUACGAGCGCAGUCAGCGUGGACGUGGAGGGCUCCAUGUACCAAUAUUGUCGUGAGGUUGGCAUCACUUUGUUCACCGUCAGUCAUCGCCGUUCACUGUGGAAACAUCAUGAGUAUUAUCUUCAAAUGGACGGCAGAGGUUCGUUUGACUUCAAGCCGAUAGAAGAAGACACGGAAGAGUACGGGUCGUGAUGUAAAUAUCAGGUAUCGGACGGAAACCUAGACAGUGUGUUAAGGUGGCAGUUUACUGUAUCUGGUGAUAAGGUAAUAGUGGACACAUUGCAAACGUUUCUAUAUUGUAUAUACUGUUGGUAUAUAUUUUUCUCAAAUGUAUAUUCUUGUAGGUAUUUUUGUCUGUUUACAUGUUAUUUUAAGUGUUUGAUAUAAGGUUACUUUAAAAGUAAAAUAUGUACAUUCAGUUUAUUUGUGUCCGAUUGGGCGUUUUCUAGCUUUCUAAAAGCUAACAGGAUGUUCAGAAACAAACCUAGUCAAAAAUAUCAGUUGUAAAUCAACGUUUUAUCAAUAUUUUAUUUAAUGGGAUUGAGACAAAUUUUAGUUAAUUGACAGUGCAAUUUAUACAGCUUUAUUGUAACAAUGUGUUUUAAACAUUUUGUUAUGUCUUAGUUGAAUGACUAAUAAGAAUGAAUGAGAUUAUCAUUCAUGUAUUUGUUUUGGACUUCAAAUAUUAAUUGUGUACAAUUCUUUGUUCUUUUACAUUAUUGGUUCUGUUUUUAUCAAUCCAAAAGGCUGACUUUGCAUUUGUGGAUGUACCUUGCAUGUCCAUAGCCACUUACACAUACAAGGCUAAGUCUGUUCCGUCUAUUGUGGAACUUAAAUAAUUCAGACACCAAGUUUGUCAUACGUUGAAGUUUUAAAAUAUUUGGGCUAUUAAACAUUUACCUAUUAUAUUGAAAAUACCAAAAUUAUUUUGACUAUGAUUAUAUAGGAUACAGUAGUGUCGAUUAUACAAAGCCCAGUCAUCUAAACCAACAAAUAACCGAAAGGCAGAUUACCAGUGUCAAGAAACGAUUAAUGGUGAUGCCACGGCCGUAAGAUUUGCUCACUAGUGUUGCCCACGAUUGUGUGAAACUAUUAGCAGUAUCGCCAAGUCCGAAAGAUAUGCAUUUUCAAUCAGCUGCAUUUCUCAAUGACAGGUUAUAAAAUGUUAGUAACUGUUCUUAAAAACUAACUGUGUGGGAAUUGUUUGAAAUUUCAAAGAGGUUUGUAACUUAUAUAUUUAUUCAAAAUGCAACCAAUUGUGUAAAUUGGUUAUUUGGGUAUUAUACGAUUCAUUUAGACCAUUGGGUAUAUACAGGGUGUCCCGGAACUCUCUACCAAUAUUUUAGGGCAUUGCUCCUGGGUAAGAAACAUUCCUAAAUAUAUUUAAAUUGUCAGGAAGUCCUUGGUUACUCACACAGCCGCCAUUUUGUUUUUUCAGUUAUUAAUUUUUUUCUAAAGAAUGGUUAAACAUACGAAAUGGAAACCAUCACUACCAUCAAAUAUUUAUUUUUAACUGCUCUAUGUUGAAAAAAUAUAAAGCGUAGUUCUUUUAACUUAACUUAAUCAUUUUAAUUCUUAAAAAGUAAAAAGGUAUUCUAUUAGAACCAUCUGGAAUGAUAAUGCUUUAAUAUUUAAUAGACUGUUGUAGCUAAGAAUUAUACUAUGUUAGCAUUUUAGCCAAAGUGUGCUAAAUCUUGUUUCAUUAUGUUUAUUUUAACACGUUCACUGUGCAUUAUGAGUAUUCUCGUCACCGCUAGCGCUUUCCAGUGGCUCACAACGAGUCUACUUGUCAAAGCGCCGUUUACAAACUCUUGUUCUAAUGCGAGGUUAGCCACUGCCGCGAGAUGUUGUUUCGCUUGCCAUUUAUUGUGCCAGUUUUAUACUUAAAUCUGGUAUAAUUUGUUUUCAGAUCCAACUAUUUUAUUGGUGGUAGGGAUUGUUGCUAAUUUGUUGUAGAAUGGGGUUUAGGCUUGGAUCUAAUGACAUGUAAUAGAAUAACGAUAAUGAAUGUACUGUAGCAUUGUGGAAGGAACCUAACCUCAAAAUUGUGCUUGACCGGUUUAUUGCGGUAUCUUUUUGUAGUAUAUCCAGGUAAUUCACCUCUGCAUGUUACCUCCAUUUGGCAAUACUGAGGGCCGGCUAGUAGUAUUGUUUAGUGCUGCUAUCUGUUGGGUUCUUGUAAAAUUAUGUCCACAACGACUGGGACAUAGUACAUGCCUCUCAUUUGGAUGAAACUAAAUUUAAAUGUUUUCGUGCACUUAUCCAUGCAGCGCAUUAGAUGUUUGCAGGGCCAGCCUUUGCGCAACUACAUUGAACAUUGAACGUGUUAAUACAUUUCUUAUAUUUUUUUUUCUGUUAAAAAUCCAAAUUUAAAACCAAUUUAGAUGUAAAAAUAUGAUCAAGCCUUUAUAAUGAAAAGACUUUAUACAACAAUUUAUAAAAUAAACCAAAAUGUUAAACCAAACCAGGCAAUUUUCGUUUGUUAAGGGUUUUAUAGCUAUUCAAAUGUUAAGAUGUAGAAGUACUUAUCAAGAUCUUUCCACUUGUGAUAUCUAUAUUAUUUUGUGAUACUGCUUGAGUGUUCUUGUUAUUUUAAAAAAUCAGAGCUUUUACACAUCACAGUAAUCAUAAACUUACUACAUUUUCUAUAGACCGUAUUGUUUAAUUUAUAUCCGUAAUUUAAGUUUUAUAUUACAUUCCUUAAUUUAUUUCUGUAAAGAUCAAAUGUAUGUACACGCAAAAUUGGGAUAUGUUAUUGUAAUUUUUAAAGAAUAUUUUUGUUGUUUCACAAAACAAAAUUACUGUUUU
Messenger RNA from Macrosteles quadrilineatus (aster leafhopper), 4809 nucleotides. It is a transcript of the gene Pmp70, whose product is annotated as ATP-binding cassette sub-family D member 3. Bases 196 to 2193 code for a protein of 665 amino acids. Gene Ontology annotation, biological process: very long-chain fatty acid catabolic process; peroxisome organization; fatty acid beta-oxidation. NCBI's taxonomy places the organism in Eukaryota, Metazoa, Arthropoda, Insecta, Hemiptera, Cicadellidae. The transcript has 16 exons. Gene Ontology annotation, molecular function: ATP binding; ATP hydrolysis activity; ABC-type transporter activity. The record is from RefSeq and is a predicted model, not a curated record. Gene Ontology annotation, cellular component: peroxisomal membrane.